Messenger RNA from Lycium ferocissimum, 2998 nucleotides. Its product is annotated as phosphoinositide phosphatase SAC2-like. The record is from RefSeq and is a predicted model, not a curated record. Gene Ontology annotation, biological process: phosphatidylinositol dephosphorylation. The coding region runs from base 171 to 2657 and encodes 828 amino acids. The transcript has 17 exons. Lineage: Eukaryota; Viridiplantae; Streptophyta; Magnoliopsida; Solanales; Solanaceae. Gene Ontology annotation, molecular function: phosphatidylinositol-3,5-bisphosphate 5-phosphatase activity. Gene Ontology annotation, cellular component: intracellular membrane-bounded organelle.
AGCUGUACGAAAUAUCAUUUUCUUUUCCCCCAACACUAUAUAUAUAUAUAUACCCCCGCAUUUAUUCUGUCCACCACAUAGUUACCGGAGCUAAUUCUUUUUUUUCCGAUCUGUUAAAUCCCGCCAUUUGAUAAUUCACAAAUUCUUACUGCUUAGAUUGUUUGUGGAGCAUGGGGACGGAUGGUAAAAACCGGCAUGUGAUCAAUCUACAGCCGAAUAGCAACGGUUUUUAUAUGCGCAAAUUCAAGCUUUACGAGACUCGCUCGAACUUCUACAUGGUUGGAUGGGAUAAGACCAGAACUUUUUGGAAAGUAUUAAAGAUUGACAGAUUAGAAUCUUCAGAGCUGAUCAUUCAUGAAGAUCCUACCACAUAUUCAGAAAUCGAAUGUGCAGAUCUCCUAAACAGAAUACAUGAAGGAAACAAGUCCACUGGAGGGCUUAAAUUAGUUUCUCGCUGCUAUGGAAUUAUUGGUUUUAUAAAGUUUUUGGGACCUUAUUACUUCUUGGUUAUCACGGAAAGAAGGAAGAUUGGAAAAAUAUGUGGUCAUGCUGUUUACGCUAUCACUAAGAGCGAGAUGAUACCGAUUCCCAAUUCUACCGUGCUUUCCAAUAUGGCUUAUUCUAAGGAUGAGAACAGAUAUAAAAAGCUCCUGCGCAGGAUGGAUCUCACAAAGGACUACUUUUUCAGCUACUCCUAUCAUAUCAUGCUUAGUUUUCAAAAGAAUCUAAGCAACUCAGAGACAGGACUCGCCCUUUAUGAGACAAUGUUCGUAUGGAAUGAAUUCUUAACUCGAGGAAUUCACAAUCAACUCCAAAACACUCUCUGGACUGUUGCAUUAGUCUAUGGGUUCUUUAAACAGGCGACACUUACUAUUUCUGCGCAGGAGUUCAUCUUAACCCUCAUUGCUAGACGUUCUCGUCAUUAUGCUGGUACCAGAUAUUUAAAAAGAGGAGUAAAUGAGAAUGGUCAUGUAGCAAAUGAUGUUGAGACAGAACAGAUUGUGUUUGAAGAUGCACCUGAAGGGUCCCUAUUUGGAGUAAGCGCUGUUGUACAGAACCGUGGUUCAAUACCUCUUUUCUGGUCUCAGGAAACUUCGCGCUUGAAUAUAAAACCUGACAUCAUAUUGUCUAGGAAGGACUUUAAGUUUGAAGCCACCAAACUUCACUUUGAAGAUCUUGUUCAAAGAUAUGGAAAUCCAAUUAUCAUAUUAAACUUGAUUAAGACUCAUGAGAAGAGGCCCAGAGAAAUGAUUCUUCGUGCAGAAUUCGCUAAUGCUAUUGAGUUCAUAAAUAAAGAUCUUCCUGAGGACGACCGCUUGAGAUUUCUUCACUGGGAUAUAAACAAACCCCCGAGAAUCAAAGCUACAAAGGCCAUGAUACGUCUAGGCGAUGUGGCUGCUAAUGCUUUGGAGUUAACUGGAUUUCUCCACUGUCAGUUUAUACCUACUUCAAGAACUGAAGAGUUGCUUAAACUGUCAUCCAUCGGCUGUGGCAAUAGAGGAGACCAUGUUAAAAAGGACCUUUAUGAAAUGGAUGCUGAAAUGGACAAUGAGUAUGAUGAUCUGCGUGUAGCUUACUGUGUCAAAGUUUUAAAAGUCCAAAAGGGAGUCUUAAGAACGAAUUGUGUAGACUGUUUGGAUCGCACAAAUGUUGGCCAGUAUGGGUAUGGGCUGGUUGCUCUGGCCCGUCAGCUGCAUGCCUUAGGCUUUGUAGAUGUGGACAACAUCAACAUUGAAACACAUUCUCCUAUAGCACAUGACCUAAUGGAGAUGUACGAAGAAAUGGGAGACACUCUUGCACUACAAUAUGGUGGCUCUGCUGCACAUAAUAAGAUAUUUUCAGAAAUAAGAGGCCAAUGGAAAGCAACAACAAGGUCUCAAGAGGUCUUUCGAACGGUUCAGCGCUACUACAGUAAUGCGUACAUGGACCCUGAGAAACAAGAUGCCAUUAAUGUGUUCUUGGGCCAUUUCCAGCCACAAGAGAGUGAGCCGGCUCUGUGGGAAUUGAAUCCAAACCAGCAAUAUGAUGUUAGGAGGCAUGGAUCAAGUCUAACUGCAGAACGUUCUAGGUCAUUUAUUAAAAGGUCGCUAUCAGAAGGAAACAUAAGCUGUGGAAGCAGCUCUCAUGGUAGAGACACUGACAUAGAUCAGACUGAAGACACUUACCAGCCUUUGACUGACAGUGGAAAAGGUUGUAAGGGUAUUUCGGAGUCCACACCAGAAAUCUCUACAUGUGACAGUGAUAUUCCGUUUACCAGGUACAACCCCUCAAUGUCAGGCAGACAUCUUUUCCAUGAUAUGCAGUUAGAGCAGUGUGUAGGAAGUGGUAGCAUGAAAUUUCACGAGGGUGCAUUGUUCGAUUCCUCAAAUUUUCUAGAUGUUGAUUGGCUCUCUUCAUCGGGAAUUUCAUGUGAAGAAGAAACAUAUGACAGAUCUUCAAUCCUAGGUUCUCCAUCUCGCGGCUUGUCAUCAGAUACCGUGACAAAUGAGCUUGAAGCACAAACAGACCUAUCAGCUUAUAAUCCUGGGGCAAGCUUGAAGGAGGAGCAGACUACUGGAGAAAUCAAUGUUAAUGCUAAAGAGAGUAAGGAGACACAUAGGCAAUUCUCUGAGAAGUUUGUGCGUUGGGUUAGCGAUGGAGAUAUGCUUUUCCCUUGAAGUUCAGUUCUGGUCUAUUUUUGGUGCUAUAUGGAGAAUUAUUUUGGACAGUUACAUUCAAUAGACGGCAUCCUAAGGAUGUCAAUACAUACAGAAAACAAAAAAAAAAUAGGUGACCAACAUUACUUGAGAAAGAUUAGCAUAUACAAAGCUAUUGAGAUUUUGAACUUCCUGCACCAUAGAAAAUUAUAUUAGGAAGUGCAGUUGUAAAUUGAAAAGGAUAUGUCCUUUUUGGAAACUCUUUUCCCAGACUACCAACUUUUGUAGGUUUCAGUUUCUGUAAAUAAUUUAUUAUUAUUUCUAGAAAUUGGAGCUGAAUUAUCCGUUUCGUCAUGCACAAA